GUCGGGGUGAGAGCCGCUCGUCGCCUUCUGCCUCAGCCAUUCAUUCUCGGCAAAUGACUGAGCACAGCGCUCCUCCACCGGGAACCUGGGCAGGGUAUUAGAAAGGGAGGAUUUGCAGAUCGACAGUUUUAACUUAACGUCCAGUCGAGUACUGGGAGAGUCUCUUGAUUCAUCGGAAGCUGAAUAUCUCUUUGUACCUUUUGUACCUGCGAGAAGAAAUGUUCACCUGUUCUGUCAGUGAGAAGAGACUUCAAACAGCAGUCUGACUGGAAACACACACUCUGACACACACAUUCAUAAACGCACACACACACGCAUACACACACGCACAUGCAUACACUCACACUAACACACAAACAUUCACACACACGCACGUAUACAUGCACAAACACACACACACACACUAACACACACACAGUGAAGCAGUGCACCAACUGAGGACAGACUUUUAACCAGGACAGUGUGGAGAGACUGGCCCACUCACAACAGUGGGAAACUGUACGUUUGGUCAGUGUACGAUCAAAGAUUCAACGGAUCAUCCAACCUGGAGAGACACAAGGAUAACCGAACCAUGGAGAAACCACAUAAGUGUGUGGACUGUGGGAAGGGAUUCAGUUACCCAUCUGAGCUGGAAACUCACCGGCGCACACACACCGGGGAGAGGCCGUUCUCCUGCACCGUGUGCGGGAAGGGCUUCACCCAGCUCUCCAGUCUACUGAGGCACCAGCGCAUCCACACCGGUGAAAGGCCGUUCACUUGCUCCGUGUGCGGGAAGGGCUUCACCCACUCCUCACACCUGGUCAGACACCAGCGAAGCCACACCGGCGAGAGGCCGUUCCCCUGCUCCGUGUGCGGGAAGGGCUUCACGCAGUCGUCCCACCUGCUGAAACACCAGCGGGUUCACACCGACGAGAGGCCGUUCGGUUGCCCGGACUGUGGCAAGAACUUCAAGAGCCCCGGGGAGGUGAGGAUCCAUCAGCAGACUCACACGGGCGAGAGGCGUUUCCGGUGCUCUCACUGCGGCAAGUGCUUCGGGCAGUCGAGUGACCUGCUGAAACACCAGACCGUCCACACCGGGGAGAGGCCCUUCACCUGCUCUGAGUGCAGGAAAGGAUUCACCCGCUCUUCCCACCUGCUGAAGCACCACUGCAGCCAGAGCGACGAGAGGUGCUUCAAGUGCUCCGAGUGCGGGAGAAGCUUCAAAAGGUACGCGGAGAGAAUGAAGCACCAGCUGAUGCACACCGGGGAGAGGCCGUUCAGCUGUGCCGUGUGUGGGAGGGGAUACACACAGGCCUUCCUCCUGCUGAGGCACCAGCGAGCUCACAAGUGACCGCAGGGGUUAACUUGCACUGCUGUUGCCAUGGUUAGUGACUUUAAGCGCUGAACUGCACCCAGUGCAAGAGCUGGAGUUUGUUCACAGUGACAAUCGCUGGAGGUGGCUGGUGUCAUGGGUGUUGGUCAA
Molecule: messenger RNA, 1462 nt
Organism: Pristis pectinata (smalltooth sawfish)
Lineage: Eukaryota; Metazoa; Chordata; Chondrichthyes; Rhinopristiformes; Pristidae
Product: gastrula zinc finger protein XlCGF71.1-like
Exons: 2
Coding region: 572-1330 (252 amino acids)
Biological process (GO): positive regulation of reciprocal meiotic recombination
Cellular component (GO): nucleus
Molecular function (GO): histone H3K36 methyltransferase activity; recombination hotspot binding; histone H3K4 methyltransferase activity
Source: RefSeq, a predicted model, not a curated record